Penicillium lagena is the source of this 3180-nucleotide messenger RNA. It is a transcript of the gene pmr1, whose product is annotated as Ca(2+)/Mn(2+)-transporting P-type ATPase PMR1. Gene Ontology annotation, cellular component: endoplasmic reticulum; Golgi membrane; plasma membrane. NCBI's taxonomy places the organism in Eukaryota, Fungi, Ascomycota, Eurotiomycetes, Eurotiales, Aspergillaceae. Bases 1 to 3180 code for a protein of 1059 amino acids. The record is from RefSeq and is a predicted model, not a curated record. Gene Ontology annotation, biological process: intracellular calcium ion homeostasis; manganese ion transport; calcium ion transmembrane transport. The transcript has 3 exons. Gene Ontology annotation, molecular function: ATP hydrolysis activity; P-type calcium transporter activity; ATP binding.
AUGUCAAGGUCGACAACACCUGCGCUGCCUCUGCAUAAUGCGCAGAUCCCCGACUCAUCUCGAGGCGGGACACCUCUAGGAGCGAGACCGGAGGCUCCGUCGUCGAUAUCGACCUCAACCUAUUCGUGGUUGGAGCCCCAUGAAACCGCCGAACGACUACGUACCUCUCUUUUACAUGGCUUGACCCCUUCCGAGGCCGAGGUUCGCCUAGCACGCGAUGGACCGAAUGAGCUACCCCAUGAGGAACCCGAGCCCCUAUGGCUGCGGUUCGUCAAGCAGUUCAAGGAACCGCUGAUCCUUCUCCUUCUUGCCUCGGCUGGCAUCUCAUUCGUUAUGGGCAACUACGAUGACGCCCUCAGCAUUACCCUCGCGGUGACAAUUGUCGUAACUGUUGGAUUUGUUCAGGAAUAUCGGUCGGAGAAGUCUUUGGAAGCCCUGAGCCGUCUCGUGCCACACUACGCUCAUCUUAUACGUGACAUUAUGCCCCAGGCAACGGGAGCUGACGUUAAUAUGCCUGUUCCACGAAAUGCCGCGGAGGAGAUGCAAGAGCUUCGGAGCAAGAGUCCCAGCUCAGUGUCCGCGGCAAUCAAGGCCUCGACUACCGUUCCGGCGGCCGAGCUGGUGCCAGGAGAUUUGAUCUUGUUCACCACCGGAGACCGCAUCCCCGCCGAUAUCCGGAUCACCGCUGCGACCCAUCUCAGUAUCGACGAAUCCAACUUGACUGGAGAAAAUGAACCCGUUGUAAAAUUUGCGGCAGCGCUUCGGAGCACACGCGGAGGAGCCGUUGAAGCGUUGAAAACUGCCACCCCACCUCGGUCGCCUUUUUACGACGCGCCUGCCACCGGAGCCGUUGGAGCUGAUAUUCGAUUGAACGAACAGCACAAUAUCGCAUUUAUGGGGACCUUGGUCCGUUCUGGCUACGGCCAGGGCAUUGUCAUCGCAACUGGUGCCAAGACGGAGUUUGGUAGCAUCUCGGCAUCUCUACAAGAAAUCGAAAGUCCGCGGACUCCCCUGCAGCUAUCCAUGGACCGAUUGGGCCAAGAACUGAGCUAUAUCUCCUUUGGUGUGAUCGGGUUGAUUGUUGUGAUUGGGCUCCUGCAGGGCCGCAAUCUCCUUGAGAUGUUCACCAUUGGCGUUUCCCUUGCAGUAGCGGCAAUUCCAGAGGGGUUGCCCAUUAUUGUCACAGUCACCCUCGCUUUGGGCGUGUUACGCAUGGCCAAAAGAGGUGCGAUCAUGCGGAGACUGCCUAGCGUUGAGACACUUGGGUCGGUCAAUGUGGUCUGCAGCGACAAGACCGGUACGCUCACGCUCAACCACAUGACUGUGACCAAGAUGUGGCAUUUUGACACCAUCGAGCCGUUCGAGGUUCAACGGGACAUGGCAUCUGUGCUGUCUCCCGGUCCUGCGGCUCGCACUGUACUUCGAGUUGGUAACAUUGCGAAUAACUCCCGGCUGUCACGAGUCAGUGCCAACUCGCCAGCCAGCGCAUCAUCAGCGGCAGUGCUAUCGUCGACCAUCGACAGAGAUGCGAGUUCCGUGAAGAGCCGAUGGGUCGGUCAACCUACCGAUGUGGCUAUUUUGGAUCUUUUGGAUACGCUGGGGGAGGACGAUGUACGCGAUCGGAUCAGUGCUCGCGUGGCCGAGACCCCCUUCAGUUCGGAGCGAAAAUGGAUGGGCGUCAUCAUUGGCAGUGGCACAGACUCCGCCCAUGGUAGCUCUGAUGUUGCCUACAUCAAGGGUGCUCUCGAGCAGGUUCUGUUACGAUCUGAUACCUACCUGACCAAGGAUGGCCGAGAGGUUAUCCUGGACGAGGCGCGACGCAAGGUGAUUCGUGAGGCAGGCGAGAAGAUGGCGGCAGAGGGUCUUCGGGUCCUCGCUUUUGCUAGCGGGCCCGUCUCCAAGGGCGGCAGGGCGUUUGGCAGCCGAUCGGGAACGCCUGUUCUGGGAUCUGGCGGCCAGCCCGAUGAUGAUGAUCGUUACAAAGGCUUGGUGUUCGCCGGGCUGAUCGGUAUGAACGACCCGCCACGCAAGGAUGUACACAAGGCUAUCCGGCGUCUGAUGGCCGGAGGGGUGCGCAUCAUCAUGAUCACCGGCGAUGCCGAGACAACGGCUGUGGCAAUCGCAAAGAAACUUGGCAUGCCGAUCAAUGAGAGUGCGGGUUCGCGGUCCGUCCUUCGGGGCGAUGAGCUGGACCACAUGAGCACCGCCGAGCUCGCUCAGGCCAUUUCCACCACGUCGGUCUUCGCCCGUACCAGUCCUGACCAUAAGAUGAAGAUUGUGCGCGCGCUCCAGUCUCGCGGGGACGUGGUUGCCAUGACGGGCGAUGGUGUCAACGAUGCACCGGCGCUCAAGAAAGCAGAUAUCGGCAUCUCGAUGGGCAGGCUUGGCACGGACGUCGCCAAGGAAGCCGCCGACAUGAUUUUGACGGAUGACGAUUUCUCGACCAUCCUGCGUGCGAUCGAGCAGGGCAAGGGCAUCUUCUAUAACAUCCAGAACUUCAUCACCUUUCAACUCAGCACCAGUGUGGCGGCACUCACUCUCGUGCUCCUGAGCACUACACUCGGGUUCAAGAAUCCACUGAAUGCCAUGCAAAUCUUGUGGAUUAAUAUUCUCAUGGACGGCCCACCUGCUCAGUCCCUCGGCGUCGAGCCCGUGGACCCGUCGAUCAUGAACCGGCCACCCCGACCCAAGACGGCACGAGUGCUCACGAAACCACUCAUUCAGCGAGUCCUCACCUCGGCGAUGGUGAUCAUGCUAGGCACCCUGGCAAUUUACGUGCACGAGAUGGGUGACGUCGACGAUGGCCAGCCUCUAGGCAAGCGUUCUAAGGUCGUCACGGCACACGACACCACCAUGACCUUCACGUGCUUUGUGUUGUUCGACAUGUUUAACGCGCUGACCUGCCGCAGCGAGGGCAAGUCCGUGCUCCGCGGCGAGCUGCCGCUGUUCGGCAACAAGAUGUUCAACUAUGCGGUGCUGGGCUCGUUGGCCGGUCAGGCUUGCGUGAUCUACCUGCCGGUCCUGCAGCGCAUCUUCCAGACGGAACCGCUGGGGCUCGGGUCGCUGUUCAAGCUGCUGUGCAUCGCCAGCUCGGUGUUCUGGGUGGAUGAGGGGCGCAAGUACCUCCAUGCGCUCCGGCGGCGGCGCGGCGUGGGGGUCGGCUAUAGUGUGAAUGUGUGA